GUAGACUUUAAUUUUUAACAUCAAUAUGUGAUUAAAACCUAAUUUAAAUUAUAUCAAAUAAUAGUCCAAUUGAUUCCGAGUAGCCCUCAAAAAGAUGAAGUUCUAUCAUUGAAAAAAACUCCAUUACACUCUUUCCAGGUGAUCCAUUGAUGGGAUAUUGGUCUGCUCUGUCAACCCUAACGGGCACCAAAUUACCCGAAAUUCGAGGCCCUCACAUCCACUGUACGGACGAUAAUAUCCUCUCCUCACUCCCUCUCUCGAAUGGCUCCCACUGCUACUCAUCUCAUUUUCCAAUCCCAGACCAUCAAGCCCAAACGACGCCGUUGCCGCGAGACCACCAUUACCGCCACCUCUCCGGCCCCCGAUCCCGACGCCGACACGAUUUCUUCAUCGUCGUCGUCGUCGUCUUCUUCUUCGGAGAUAUCGGCUCGCAGUCAGACGCGCGCACUCCAGCUAAGUCAAAAUCGUGCGAUCGACUCUCCCGCGUUUGUCUCUCCCGAGUGCUGCCCCGCCGUCUCCGGCGAAGACUCUGCCGCAUUUCCGCCGCCGCCGGCCUCUGCUUCGCCAUCUUCGUCAAAUCAUAAGAUCCGGUACUUCCCGAGUGCAUUGCAUCACUUUAUGGAUUCCCCAACCGCUGCCUCCUCCGUUGUCUACGGCGGCGCCACCUCCAUCUCGCCUGCCUGCUACGACGCCUUCCCUUCGUCUCUUAGCAAAUUCAACUCUGCUCUCACUGCCGGUCUUCUAAACCCAAUGUCGCCUCCUCCAUCGGUGGAUAAGAACAGGCCUAGCCCGACACUCUUCGAGAUGAUGGCAAGCGAGCCAGAUUACCUCCCCAGAGCGGCUCCUCAGGCCGCUCCACAGAUUCAAUACGGGGUAAUAUCUUCCUCAAACCACAGGCCCAAUUCAAUGCCAGCCCUAGACAAGCAGGCCUUAAUGCAACAGCGGCUUUCAGAUCUUUUGGCCUGUAGGAGUCCUGGGAAUCAGUUCAAUGACUCGGCCUCCAGUGAUGUGAAGCUUACUUUGAGUUCGAAGGAUGGCUUGAGUGUUUCAAUCAAUGUUCACAGGGAGAUCCUGCUUGCCCAUAGUCGUUUUUUUGCGGUGAAGUUGUCUGAAAAAUGGGCCAAGCAGCAGAAGACUUCAGCUCCAUAUAUAGUAGAGAUUGCUGAUUGUGAUGACAUUGAGAUUUAUAUUGAGACUUUGAGGCUAAUGUAUUGCAAGGAUUUGAGGAAGAAGCUUAUGAAAGAAGAUGUUCCUAGAGUCCUUGGUAUCUUAAAGGUCUCGGCAGCAAUCGGGUUUGAUGCUGGGGUUUUGUCUUGUUUGGAGUACUUGGAGGCUGCUCCUUGGGCUGAGGAUGAGGAAGAAAAGGUGGCUUCUCUUUUGUCUGAGCUUCGGCUUGAAGGUGUUGGAGCUGGGGAAGUUUUGAAGAGGGUUUCUCUUGACACUAUGGGCAGGACACCGGAAGGGUCUGGCAACGAAGAAGUUCUUCUCAAGCUAUUGUAUGUGGUUCUUGAAGGGAAGGAUGAGAAGGCAAGGCGGGAGAUGAAAACCUUAGUUUCUAAAAUGCUCCAUGAAAGUUCAUCUCAAGACGACUUGACAAAGGAAUCUCUAUAUUCGGCUUGUGAUGCAUGCUUGCAAUUACUCAGACACCAUUUCUUGAAGGCAGCGAAUGGAGACUUGCAAGAUGUGGCACAGAUUUCUCGGCAGGCUGAUAAUUUGCAUUGGGUGUUGGAUAUAUUGAUAGACAGGCAGUUAGCCGUUGACUUUUUGAAGACUUGGGCUUCUCAGUCUGAAUUAUCCGAGGCACAUUGUAAAGUGCCCGCAGUUCACAGACAUGAGGUCAGCCGAGUAACUGCAAGGCUGUUUAUUGGUAUAGGGAAAGGGAAACUGCUAGCUUCCAGGGAAACCAGAUGCUUGCUGAUGCAGACAUGGUUAGUUCCAUUCUAUGAGGAUUUUGGCUGGAUGAGGAGGGCGUCUAGAGGUCUCGAUCGCCAUUUAAUUGAAGAUGGACUCAGCAGUACAAUCUUAACUCUGCCAAUGGCUUGGCAGCAAGAAAUAUUAAUGGCAUGGUUCGAUAGGUUUCUGAACUCUAGCGAUGACUGCCCAAACAUUCAGAGAGGAUUCCAGAUUUGGUGGAAAAGGGCUUUCUGGAGGAGGAACGGUCAUCAGCCCGAGCUCCCUUCUCAAAUGCGUGUCGUGGCUGCCACAAUUGAAAACACCUGAGUGAUUGCCCAGCCUGAAAACAUCAUAUUUUCUCAGGUAUGUGGUUUCUCUAUUAAAUGAUGAUCCAACUGGGUUGUUGUAGUGUUCUUUCUGGACCCUUCCAAGAACGAAUCGAUUCUUAUUCAUGCAUUGAUUGAUCUUUCCACUUUCACUGGGUUUUUAGAACCAGUUUUAGAGUUAAUAGAGGGUUCCCUUGUCU
Molecule: messenger RNA, 2419 nt
Organism: Cuscuta campestris
Lineage: Eukaryota; Viridiplantae; Streptophyta; Magnoliopsida; Solanales; Convolvulaceae
Source: the annotation of a GenBank genome assembly